Molecule: messenger RNA, 614 nt
Organism: Cyprinus carpio (common carp)
Lineage: Eukaryota; Metazoa; Chordata; Actinopteri; Cypriniformes; Cyprinidae
Source: RefSeq, a predicted model, not a curated record
GGCGAGCCAUGGCAGUGUUUGAUCAUCUUGGGCUGGUGUCUCUGGCGGCGCUGAUGCUGGCGUCUCAGCUGGACUUCACCAGUGCUGCUGUUCGGGUGUUUGGCUUACAUGCCAGCAACCUCUAUGGUGAUCCUGCCGGAAACGAUCCUGAUCCAUACGUUAAGGUCUGGUGUGGCUCUUAUUUUGGAGGGAUGUCAGAAUUUCACAGGGAUACCGCUAAUCCUUCAUGGUUUGCCGAGUUCAACUUUCCAAAGUGCAAGGUAAAGGAGAACCUGAAAUUUCAGGUAUGGGACAAAGACUUGAUUUCUGAUGACCACUUGGGCACAUGUUUAAGACGGGUGCAAAAUGGGUCUAUCAGCAGCACUUGUCAUCUGCAAUAUGGAGUCCUGUUUUACAACUAUGAAGUGACAUAAAUCUGUUCCAGACCAGCAUUUUUUGAAGCUGCUUUGAAACAAACCUCCACUGCAACAAGCCUGAUAGUAAUAAAAUAGAACAGCAUUGAAUGUUUGCACUGAUAUUUGUUCAUCUAAAUCUACUGCUGACAUACUUUUCUUCUUAAGGGAAAUGCUUUAAUAAUUACUAACAAAAUAUACAAAUAAAUGUAUUAAAUCAUA